AUGUUUAAGAGGUGUUUGAUAUUUUUGGUAAUAUCCAUAUUUAGCAUAGCCCUAGUUGUAUAUAAGAGAAUAAAGCAUGAAAGCGUGAACGAGGAGUACUAUAAUGGAGGGAGAGAUACCGGUGGGGCAGGAGGCAGGCCUCCAUGGGGAGGUACGGGUGAGUGUAGCUUGAAUGGAGAAUUUUGCACCAUGGAUUACAGCGAUAUUGGUAUCGAACAGGAUGAAUACAAAAUUGUGCAUUACAAAGACACACGGAUUAAUAAAGUAAAGAAAGGACUCAAGCAAAUUUUCCAACCUUUCUUCACAGAAAUGAAAAGUGAAACGAAUCGAAAGCAUAUCAUUUCUUUAUUUUUAGAGGUCUUUGAAAAUUCAAAAGUUUUCCUAACUGUCUCCUUGCGCUCAAGUUAUCAUAUGCUUUACGCCUACGGAAUACUGUUAAUAUCUUUCCUCAAAAUUCUAUUCUUAUGGUACAUAAUUUUAGAGCCAUAUUUACAGUGGCUCCUUCUGAAGCUAAAAAUUAUGUAUAUAAAUUUGGACUACAAAACGAAGAAGUACGUUAUGACCAUGUUGUGCACAUUUUUAACUGUUCUCUAUCUUAUUUAUUCUGGAGUUAUAAAAUAUAUUUUAAAUAAGAUUACCAAGUUUUACAAAUAUUUAAUGAAGAAAGUUUUCAAAAUUAAUAAAUUUUUGUUCAAUAUAUUGCCAUAUUUGUUGAGCUCCUUGUUGUACGUCACUUUGGUGAAGACCCUACCGAUGUCGUUCAUUUCGUUUUUUAUCUAUUCGAUUUUUUUUCCCCUGCCUUCCGUCUACUCUGUCGUUAUCAUUUUGAAAUAUGUAUACUCGUCCAACAUUAGGGAGUGCCUUAUUGAUAGCGUUACACAUAAGUUGAAUUCUUCCAAAUAUAUUAAUGCCAUGAGUCAGUAUGGCAUCCUGAGGGACGGCGAGCUCGCGGAAGAAGGCGAAGUUGAAAAGGCAGGUGAAGAAGAAAAAGCGGAUGAGGUUGAAAAAGUGGAUGAAGUUGAAAAAGUGGAUGAAGUUGAAAAAACGGAUGAAGUUGAAAAAGCAGAUGAAGGCGAAAAAGAAGUUGAAGGCGAAAAAGAAGGUGAAGGCGAAAAAGAAGGUGAAGGCGAAAAAGAAGGUGAAGGCGAAAAAGUGAAUGAAGUUGAAAAAGAAAAUGAUCACAGAACAACUGAGCUGAAAACGGGCAAGCUUAAGGCGGACCAACCGAACGACUCCAAGAAGAAAAAGUUCUCCCUCUUCAGCCUGGAAAACUUUGGCUUUAACUCCAGAAAGAAGGACCGAAGCGGAGAAGCGGUCGAAAACGAGAACCGAAACAGCUGGUCGAGGGGAGACCCCCCCACGCGCAACCGCAGACAAAGCAGCAUUUGCGAAUCCGUAGGAGAAUCCAAAGCGGAGGAUGAAAACAGGGCAUCGUACUAUGAUGUGCCCAUUUUACUAGAAUAUUGGCUCUUUAUAAACAUUUUAAAAUUUUUAAACUUUUUUUUUCCGGAAUUACAACAAAACCUCGUUCAUAGUGUGUUAGUCAGCACAGUCGAUUUUGUCUUAUACACCUUAUUCAACGUCAGGCUGGAAAACGAAGAAAAGAAAGGGAAAAAAAACGCAGAGUCAGAUAUGCAAUAUAACGAGAGAAGCAAUUUACUAAUUAGGAUAUCAAAAAUAGUAAAGGAUAAGAUGAAGUUAAACGAAACAGUUAAAUUCAGCCUUACCUGUCUCAAGUCAGUCAUUACAGAAAAUGUGGUUGAAAGUGUUCAGCUGCCAUUUUAUAUAAAAAUUUUUAUUAACCUCUUAAUAUACAUGCCGCAACUUAUCCUUUUAAUUUUCCCGUCCUUUAUCCUUAAAAUAUAUUUUGCCUAUUUCUUUUUUAUUUUCCCAAUAUUUGGAUCUCUCAAAUGUUUAGAAGAAAAAAAUUCAAUACAUAACAAAAUUUACUUCAUAUGUUAUUUUUUCUUUUACAACAUUGCAUCGGCCACUGUAAACCAUGCCUUUUUCAAGUGUUUGCCUUUUUACAAUUUAUACAAAAUUUUAAUUACGAUAUCUGUUCAAACUGUUCUUAAAUAUAUUCUUAAUGUCCUCAAGGGCGACGAGCUCUACGUUAAGGUUUACGCAGCUUUUGCACUGCUCAUUUGGGGUGAACUGUUCUUUUCUUAUAAAGAGAUCGGUACAACUGGUGUCCUUCCCUUUUCAUAA
Molecule: messenger RNA, 2208 nt
Organism: Plasmodium cynomolgi strain B
Lineage: Eukaryota; Apicomplexa; Aconoidasida; Haemosporida; Plasmodiidae
Exons: 3
Coding region: 1-2208 (735 amino acids)
Source: RefSeq, a predicted model, not a curated record